AUGCGGAGGGGGUGCCGGGCUCCGGGGCUGUCGGACAGGCUGUGCAGGGUGCUGUGUGUGAGUGGCAAUGUGUCCCCGAGCUGCGCCGAGCUCCCCCCAAACACACACACACACAGUGAGAAGCUCCCGGUCCGCUCCCAGCCGCCGCCGCUGCUCCUGUUUGGAUGGAUCACUCCGGAGCUCGCAGCGCG
Pelobates cultripes (western spadefoot toad) is the source of this 191-nucleotide messenger RNA. Lineage: Eukaryota; Metazoa; Chordata; Amphibia; Anura; Pelobatidae. The record is from the annotation of a GenBank genome assembly.